This is a messenger RNA of Oryza sativa Japonica Group (Japanese rice), 2770 nucleotides long. Its product is annotated as LRR receptor kinase BAK1. NCBI's taxonomy places the organism in Eukaryota, Viridiplantae, Streptophyta, Magnoliopsida, Poales, Poaceae. The record is from RefSeq and is a predicted model, not a curated record. Gene Ontology annotation, biological process: protein phosphorylation. Gene Ontology annotation, molecular function: ATP binding; protein kinase activity; protein binding.
UACACUCUGACGCAUCCACUCUCUCCUCGAACGCCUCACCCCGCCCACGCCUGCACGCUCUUGUCUCCCUCCAAUGGCGGCAUCUCGCCUCGUCGCGGCCGCGGCCAUUGUCGUCGUCGUCCUCGUCCUGGCCGGCGCGGGCGCGGCGGGCGCGGCGGGCGCGGGGGAGGUGCGGGCGCUGCUGGACCUGGCGGCGGGGCUGGACCCCACGGGGAGGCUGCUGCCGUCGUGGGCGCCGGGGAGGGACCCGUGCGGGCGCGAAGGUGGCGGCGGGUUCGAGGGCGUGGCGUGCGACGGCGCCACGGGGGCCGUCGCCAACGUCUCGCUGCAGGGGAAAGGGCUCGCCGGGACGCUCCCGCCCGCCGUCGCCGGGCUCACGGCGCUCACGGGGCUGUACCUCCACUACAACCGCCUCACCGGCGCGCUCCCCCGCGAGCUCGCCGCCCUCUCCCGCCUCACCGACCUCUACCUCAACGUCAACAACUUCUCCGGGCCCAUCCCGCCCGAGAUCGCCGCCAUGCCCUCCCUGCAAGUGGUGCAGCUCUGCUACAACCAGCUCACCGGGGGAGUCCCCACGCAGCUGGGGCUCUUGAAGAGGCUCACCGUGCUGGAGCUGCAGUCCAACCACCUCAGCGGCGCCAUCCCGGCGAGCCUCGGCGACCUGCCCCAGCUGGUGCGCCUGGACUUGAGCUUCAACAACCUCUUCGGCUCCAUCCCGGUCAGGCUGGCCCUGCUGCCCCGCCUCCUCGCCCUCGACGUCAGGAACAACACCCUCACCGGCAGCGUGCCCUCCGAACUGGCGAAGCUGCAGGGUGGAUUCCAGUAUGCAAACAACACCGAUCUGUGCGGCACCGGCCUGCCCGCGCUGCGGCCGUGCACUCCGGCCGACCUCAUCAGCCCCGACAUGCCCCAGCCGUUCAGCGCCGGCAUAUCGCCGCAGAUCACACCGGGGUCCUCCUCCGAUGGCCAUGGCCAUUGCACUGGAACUCACUGCCCGCCAUCGACGAAGGCGCUCGCGGCUGUCGUUGUCGUGGCCGUAAUUCUUCUCGCGGUGACCGGGGCUGGCAUGUUCGCGUUAUCGUGGUACCGGUGGCGCAAGCAACGGGUUGUUGCAGGCUCGCCGGCGGCUGUUGGUGGCCGGUGUAGUACAGACGCUGCUGGUAAGGACUCGUUUCGCAAGAGCGCCUCAUCCACGCUUGUGAGCCUCGAGUACUCGAAUGGUUGGGAUCCAUUGGCCGAUGGGAGGGGCGGCAUUGGGUUCUCCCAAGAGGUGGCUCAGAGCUUCAGGUUCAACAUGGAGGAUGUGGAGUCGGCGACGCAGUACUUCUCGGAGCUGAACAUUUUGGGGAAGAACGGCAACUUCGCGGCCACGUACAGGGGCACAUUGCGAGAUGGGACAUCCGUCGUCGUCAAGCGGCUAGGCAAGACCUGCUGCAAGCAAGAGGAGGCCGAGUUCCUCAAGGGGCUGAAGCUGCUCGCAGAGCUGCAGCACGAGAACAUUGUUGGCCUGAGGGGAUUCUGCUGCUCCAGAGCGAGGGGCGAGUGCUUCCUCGUCUACGACUUCGUGCCGAACGGGAGCUUGUCGCAGUUCUUGGACAUCGACGCCGACGAUGUCGCUCGCAGCAAUGGCCGCGUUCUUGAAUGGUCCACGAGGAUUUCCAUCAUCAGGGGCAUUGCUAAAGGAAUCGAGUAUUUGCACAGCACUAGAGCAAACAAGCCCCCUCUUGUUCACCAGAACAUAUCGGCAGACAAAGUUCUGGUGGACUACACCUACAGGCCUCUAAUAUCUGGUUCUGGCCUGCACAAGCUCCUUGUCGAUGACCUGGUUUUCUCGACCCUCAAAGCGAGCGCUGCCAUGGGAUACCUCGCCCCAGAGUACACUACCACCGGCCGGUUCUCGGAGAAGAGUGAUGUUUAUGCAUUUGGGGUAAUCGUAUUUCAGAUACUGACCGGUAAAAGCAAGAUUAUGCAGCUGCCCCUUGAGUCCAGCAACGACGAGGAUCUCAUCGACGGUAACCUAAGAGGAUGUUACUCGGCAGCUGAAGCAGCUAAGCUGGCGAAGAUCGCAUCAGCCUGCACCAGUGAAAAUCCAGAUCAUAGACCUACAAUGGAAGAGUUGAUCCAAGAACUGUGCACCUUCUGAUCAUGGGCCUCAUCCACCUGUAACUGUUCCCACGAGUCACAUGCCUUGACAGUGCCAUGAGAAUUUGUAACCUACCUACCUAGGAUCACUAAUCACUGAUCUUAGAAGCACAUCCGAUCGAGGUGCCAACGAAUUAAUGACCUACCUAGGAUCCUGAACAUCUUGUAUCAUGCUAAUGUUGUAUUGGUAUUACUGCAUCGAUUAGGUUGGAUGUUUCUCCUCCAUGUUAGGUGAAUGCAGCCAUUUGUAGCUUCAGCUCUUGUGACUCCUCCCAAGGUGUGUACCAUCAGUACUGUGUAGCAGCUUUGGAUGGGAUCCUGUGAUGGUUCCAUCCAUGGAGGAAGAGCCAAGAGCCCCUGGAGUGCAUGUGAGGUAGUACUAGUAGUGUAGAUUGUUGUGUUGUUUUGUUUGUUUGCUCAUCAGCUCAUGCUUUGGUACAGCACUAGAGCCUUGUGAUCCACACAUGUGUACAGGCUGAUGAAAUCUCACUCAGGCCACCAGAAAAGUACAAGGUGGUCCUGGGCUUUUUUUGUGCUAGCUGCUAAGAUUAUGAGUUGUGUAUGUGCUAGCAGUGAAGAACUGCAUCUCCAGAAGAGUGAAAACCCAAGGUGAGACUGUACAUUGUUA